This is a messenger RNA of Morus notabilis, 985 nucleotides long. Its product is annotated as (DL)-glycerol-3-phosphatase 2. Gene Ontology annotation, molecular function: sn-glycerol 3-phosphatase activity. Gene Ontology annotation, biological process: glycerol biosynthetic process. Bases 107 to 832 code for a protein of 241 amino acids. Lineage: Eukaryota; Viridiplantae; Streptophyta; Magnoliopsida; Rosales; Moraceae. The record is from RefSeq and is a predicted model, not a curated record. The transcript has 6 exons.
ACGAGACCAACAUAUUCUCCAGUAUUCGCGUUUGUAGACUCUGAGUAGAAGUGAGCAAAUCCCCGUUCUUCAUCUCUCUCUCUCUGUAUUUUUUUUUUUUUUGGAAAUGGCGAAUCUCGACGGAGGCGUUUCCGCCAAGGGACACAUCACCCACGUCAUCUUCGACAUGGACGGUCUUUUACUUGACACAGAGAAGUUCUAUACUGAAGUCCAGGAAAUUAUACUUGCUAGGUUUAACAAGACUUUUGAUUGGUCUCUAAAGGCCAAAAUGAUGGGAAAGAAAGCAAUAGAAGCUGCUAGGAUCUUUGUUGAAGAGACGGGGAUUAGCAACUCCCUUACGGCGGAACAAUUUCUAGUGGAAAGAGAGGCAAUGCUGCAGAGCUUGUUCCCGACAAGCGAGCUCAUGCCAGGGGCUAGCCGCUUGAUCAAACAUCUUCAUGCGAAAGGAGUACCAAUUUGCUUGGCCACAGGUUCACACAAACGGCAUUUUGAACUGAAAACGCAACGACAUGGUGAACUUUUUUCGUUGAUGCAUCACGUUGUUCUUGGUGAUGAUCCAGAAGUCAAACAAGGCAAGCCGUCGCCAGAUGUAUUCCUAGCGGCAGCCAAGAGAUUUGAGGGAGGCCCAGUAGACGCUCGCAACAUUCUUGUGUUUGAAGAUGCACCUUCAGGAGUUCUAGGAGCGAAGAAUGCUGGGAUGUCGGUCGUCAUGGUUCCGGAUCCGAGACUGGAUAGCUCUCUCCACAAGGCUGCAGAUCAAGUUUUGAACUCACUGUUGGAUUUCAACCCAAGUGAGUGGAGUUUACCUCCAUUUGACACUCCGACAAGUUAAGCCAUUCACAUCCAUCAAAAGGACAAUGUAUCUGCUGCAAUAAAGGGGUCAUUUUUCUCAUUGAUUGCUGACACGGAUUGAGAAAACAUUCAUUUAUUAUUGAAGGAAGUCUAUAACUAGUUUCGACCAGAAAAUCAUUUUUAAAGGGUGCGU